This is a messenger RNA of Symbiodinium pilosum, 528 nucleotides long. The record is from the annotation of a GenBank genome assembly. NCBI's taxonomy places the organism in Eukaryota, Dinophyceae, Suessiales, Symbiodiniaceae.
AUGCAGGAGCGGGAUCAGGUUAGACGCUUCAUCACGCUCAUUGAUUCACUUUACGAAUGUCAUACGAAGGUGGUGUGCACCGCAGAGCUGGAUCCCAUCCCUCUCUUCUAUGUCUCUGAGGAGGAGCGCAAGACCUCAAUAGCGGAUGAGAUCUUCGCUUGGGACCGCACGGUAAGUCGUCUCAUGGAGAUGCAGUCCACUGCCUACUUGAGCGCAGCCUCUCAGUCUCUCAGCGGUGAGCAGUUCUUGGGACAGUACAGACUCAAGAGCCUGACGGAUGAGGACUUCAAGGAAAUGUGGAGACGCUACGAUCAGGAUGAUAGCGGCCAUUUGGACAUGGACGAGCUGCGGCUUUUCCUGGAAGACCUGCUAGAAAAGCAGUGUGGCCAUCGAAAUCUGUCCGAUGAGCUCUUCGAGAUUUGCCGGGAGGCCAUCGAUGCUAAUGCCGAUGGCGAAGUAAGCUUUGAAGAAUUCCAGAACUACUUGUCCGAUUACUCCACAAUCGAGACGGUGCUUGGUAGCUCCUGA